Molecule: messenger RNA, 4743 nt
Organism: Doryrhamphus excisus (bluestripe pipefish)
Lineage: Eukaryota; Metazoa; Chordata; Actinopteri; Syngnathiformes; Syngnathidae
Source: RefSeq, a predicted model, not a curated record
CACCAACCGGAAGUGGGUACACGGUGAUGUGACCCCGCCCCCCCGAGGUGAGCUCCGUACUGCGCGCUCCAUUCAUCCGUCGUCCCCAGUUCCUCAGUGACGCCCUGAUUUGCUUGUACUCCAGUACCGAGAUGUGCCGGUUCCGGUUCAGCUUUUGGUCUUGGUCUUGUGUGUUGAGCCUGAGCCUCCUGAGAUCCAGAGCUCUAGAACUAGACCAGCUUUUCCCCUUUGGAGAAGAAGCAGGAGACCAGCAGUUGAAGUCCGGCUCUGAUUCCACCGCCGAACUUUCCCUCAAUGGAUCGCUGCUGCUCUUCAGCGAGAACUUCCACAAAGUUUAUAUCAACACCAAUGGAUUUGUGUCAGUGGUGCAGCCUCCGGCCGAGAAGUGGUACCUGGGCAAGAUGCCUGCGUCUUUCAAGAUGGUGGCGCCGCUACUUGGAGACCUGGAUACCAGCGAUGGGCGAGGUAGGGUCUACUUCCGAGAGGACGCGGACCCUUCCAUGCUGAGUCGAGCGACUGCGCACGUUAGGAAGGCUUUCCUGGUGGACGACACCGUAAAAGCAUCCAGCAUCCUGGUGGUCACCUGGGAGAACGUGGCCGCCGCCGGGACGUCCGAUAGAGGGGAUGGCUUGGACGUGGAGAGAAACACCUUCCAGUUGGUGGUGGUCUUCAUGCCAUCUUCCACCUGCGCCAUCCUGCUGUACCCUGCAGGUGGCCUGCAGUUCCUGUCCACCGUAGUGGCGGGCCACAAGCACCGCCUGGAGGCCGGCUUCAACGAAGGCAUGCUGCAGGGAUGGUUUUUCAACCAUCAAGGGGUCUACUUCCGCACCACCACGAACAACGAGACCUCCAUCGCGGAGCUGGGAGAAAAGACCAAUGCGGCUCAGGUGGGAGUUUGGGUCUAUGAGAUGGGAGCCACGCCCGAAUUUGUUGACAUCCGACCAGGAAAUGCCACAAUGUUGCCAUGGCAACAAGAGGACAUAUCAACGCAUGUAAGUCAGCUAACCACAGUGAUGGAAGGGCUGGAUGUGUUGAGGACUCAGACUCCAGUACAUAACCAAACCGGUCACCCGAAGUCUGAGAUCACAACAGUUGGGACCAACAUGGACGCUCAAGAACCAGAAGAACUGGUGACACAGUAUCCCCAACCCGAGACCAACGAAACAUCAUCAUACAAUCAAUCCGACUGGGACCAGCAAACCAACUACAACCGAUCUGAUCCAGCAUACCAUGAAAGUCCAGAACAACAAGAGCCAAAACCCACUGAAGAACCAGAACAACUUUCAAGAAAUCCUGAACAUCCAGAUCAACCCAAAAAGAGAUACCCCGACCACAACCGACCUGAGUCGACAUACCAUGAAGAACCAAGUCAACCUGAGCCAAGACAUCCUGACCAACCUGAGUCAACAUACCAUGAAGAACCAAGUCAACCUGAGCCAAGACAUCCUGACCAACCUGAGUCAACAUACCAUGAAGAACCAAGCCAACCCGAGUCAAGAUAUCCUGACCAACCUGAGUCAACAUACCAUGAAGAACCAAGCCAACCUGAGUCAAGAUAUCCUGAUCAACCUGAGUCAACAUACCAUGAAGAACCAAGCCAACCUGAGCCAAGAUAUCCUGACCAACCCAAGUCAACAUACCAUGAAGAACCAAGUCAACCUGAGUCAAGAUACCAUGAAGAACCAAGCCAACCUGAGUCAAGAUACUAUGAAGAACCAAGUCAACCAGAGCCAAGAUAUCCUGACCAACCUGAGACGACAUACCAUGAAGAACCAGAACCCCCCAAACAGAGAUAUCACAACCAACCCGAUCAACCAGUCUCAAUAUAUCCAGACCAACUGGACUCAAGACACCAGGAACCAAUUGAGUCAACGUACCACGAAAAAACACAACACCCAAAUCAGGGAUCCCAUGAAGAACCCGACCAACCAGAACAGAAAAACCCGGACCACCGUGAUCAGAACUCUUCGGACCGUCUUGAUCAGCGAUACCAAGAUAAACCUGAACCAGGUUACCCUCAGCAGCCAUCUGCACCUGAGACGAGACACUCUCCAGUCCGUGAUCCAGUAGAAGCUCACUACACAAACCUAAAGCAGCCGCAGAUUGUGGUUCUUGAUGAAGAUGACGAUCUGGAUGUGAAUGUCUUCGCCUAUAAUUUGGACACGUGUCAACACAACAGACACAAAUGUUCCGCUUUUGCCGAAUGUCGGGAUCACCGUGACGGCUACUGUUGCCACUGCAGGACCGGGUUCUACGGCAGUGGGCGGGACUGCGUGGCAGAGGGCAAAGCUCAAAGGAUGAACGGAAAAGUCCUGGGACGCGUGUCUGUCGGGUUCCUCGAAACAGAACUCAACAGCGACUUGCACGCGUACAUCGUAGCCAACGAGGGGCGAGCGUAUGUGGCUGUAAGCAACAUCCCAGACACCUUAGGGCCCUCCCUCCUGCCGCUGUCAUCACUGGGAGGAGUCAUCGGCUGGGCCUUCGCACUGGAGCAACCGGGAUUCCACAACGGGUUCCGGCUCAUUGGCGGCGUCUUUUCCUGCCAGGGUGAGGUCAUUUUCCAGCCCGGGAACGAGCGUCUGAGCAUCAAGCAGGAAUUUCACGGCAUCAAUGAACACGAGCACCUUGUGGUCAGCACCCGACUGGAGGGACAACUUCCUGCCAUCGAGCUCGGGUCUACAGUCCACAUCGGGCCCUACCAGGACAUCUAUUCCCACCACAAAAACCUGAUCACUUCGUCCUCUCAACGCCACUACACCAUCACCUCACCGAAUGGCGACGUCAACACCGGAAGCUACGAGUGGCGUGAAACCAUCACAUUCCAUGGCUGCCCUCACGACCAGACCGGCGGAAUGGUGCCGUCCAGCCAACAGCUGACCGUGGAUCAGAUCUUUGUGAUGUUUGAUGCCGGUCACAACCUGACACGCUCGGCUACCAGCAACAAGAUCGGCUCCGUUCACGCUCUGCUUCCGGAACAGAAUCCCUGCCUGACGGGAAGACACGGCUGUGACGUCAACGCCAUAUGCCGUGCAGGACCGCAGCUCCACUUCACCUGUGACUGCGCUUCGGGGUUUUUCGGAGACGGGCUGCGUUGUCAGGAUGUCGACGAGUGUCAGGAUACGUUGGGCGUUUGCGGACAGAACGCCGUCUGCAUCAAUCAUCCUGGAAGUUUCCGCUGCAAAUGCGUGUCCGGUUUCGUCUUCGCCAUCGAUGGGACAACGUGCGUCGAUGUGGACGAGUGUGAAACGGAACGCUGCCACAAGGACGCCGUCUGCUCAAACACGCCAGGCUCCUUCCGCUGCCAAUGUCGCCAUGGUUACCACGGGGACGGUGUCCACUGUAGCCCCGCCUCCUCAGAACGCGAGAAGAGCGCAUGCGAACGGGAACGUGAGAGCGCCAUGGCGACCUCAUCUUCUUACGGCUUCUUCUCCUUCAUGAGGCGCACCGCCGCGGCAGUGCCGAUUCCUCAGUGUGAUGAAGACGGCUCGUACCGCUCCACGCAGUGUCACGAGAGCGUGGGACAGUGUUGGUGUGUGGACGCCGGUGGCCGGGAGAUUACCGGCACUCGAACCACGAGCGACAAUGCCCCCUUGUGCAUCCAACGUGCCAUCACUCCUACUCCCAUCGGACCGACGCCACGACCCGAUGUCCACCCCGUGACCCCUGGAACGCACAUACUGUUUGCACAGAGCGGGAAAAUCGAGCUCCUUCCUUUGGACCAAUACGGCAUGAAGAAGAAUGACGCCAAAGUUCUGCUGCAUGUCCCCGAUCGUGUGGUCAUCGCGUUGGCGUUUGACUGUUUAACCCAGAGCGUCUACUGGAGUGACAUCACGGCGCCCGCCAUCAGCAAGGCUCAUCUCGGUGGAGGAGAUGUUGUAGCCGUGGUCACUGAAGACAUGCAGAGUCCCGAAGGACUCGCCAUCGACCAUGUGGCCCGCCUCCUGUUCUGGACCGACUCGGUGAGGGACACGGUGGAAGUGUCCAAACUGGACGGCAGCCAGCGCAGAGUUCUCUUUGACACGGACCUCGUCAACCCUCGGGCCAUCGUCACCAACCCCGCCUACGGGCAGCUCUUCUGGACAGACUGGGACCGAGACGGUCCAAAGAUUGAGAUGUCCAACAUGGACGGGUCGGAGAGGGAAGUUCUAGUUGAAGACAAACUGGGUCUUCCUAACGCGUUGACAUUUGAUUUCGACACCCAACAACUAUGUUGGGCGGACGCAGGAAGUCGUAAGGUGGAGUGUUUGGAUGUGGCUCACAGACUGCGGCGUCAGAUGGUGGAGAAGAUCCAGUAUCCCUUUGCUGCGGUAUCAGUGGGGAGGACGCUGUACUACACAGACUGGAGGAGGGAGGCCGUGGUCGCUGUUGAUCUCCACUCGGGAAAAGAGACCGAUGACUUUCUGCCGCAGAAACGUUCUCGACUCUACGGCAUCACCACAACCACGACGCGGUGUCCACAAGCGUACAACGUGUGCGCCGACAAUGGCGGUUGCGGUCACCUCUGUCUGCCGCGCCUCGGCGGCUUCACGUGUCACUGCCCGGAUGACGGCUGUGCGGCGGCGGCGGCAAAGUAAACAGCUGAUCAUGUGACGUUGAGUAAUAUUUAACUUUUUACACUGUGAUGAACAAUCAAAAACUUUUUUUAUUAAUAAACACUUUUAUAACAAUUAUUAUUAUUGUUGAUGUUAUGGAAUGGUGCUAAUGACGACAUCUUUCCAUGAUUAGGCUUUUUAUGUUUUGAUU